This is a messenger RNA of Eruca vesicaria subsp. sativa (arugula), 1128 nucleotides long. The record is from the annotation of a GenBank genome assembly. NCBI's taxonomy places the organism in Eukaryota, Viridiplantae, Streptophyta, Magnoliopsida, Brassicales, Brassicaceae.
CGAAAAAGGGGCAAACAAAAAAAGCAAAAACCCUAAUUAAAAAAAAAAUCACACCCAAAUCAAAAAGAUUAUAAACCAGAUCUUAAAGCUCCUUCUCCCCCAUCAACCUCAGCCAAAUCUCCUCGCUAAACCAACUCAGAGAGAAUGGAUCAACAAGAGCAUGCACAGUCCGGAGCCAUGAACUACGGCUCAAACCCAUACCAAACCAACCCCAUGACCACCACCGUAGCGGGAAGCGUGGGACCCGCGGCACCACAAGGGCAGCUAGGGUUCCACCAGAUCCACCAGCAGCAGCAGCAGCAACAGCUGGCUCAGCAGCUCCAAGUCUUCUGGGAGAACCAGUUCAAAGAGAUUGAGAAAACAACCGAUUUCAAGAACCACAGUCUCCCCCUCGCUAGGAUCAAGAAGAUCAUGAAGGCAGACGAGGACGUGCGUAUGAUCUCAGCAGAGGCGCCCGUUGUGUUUGCGAGGGCAUGCGAAAUGUUCAUCUUGGAGCUGACGCUCAGGUCUUGGAACCACACUGAGGAGAACAAGAGGAGGACUCUGCAGAAGAAUGAUAUAGCAGCUGCUGUGACUAGGACUGAUAUCUUUGAUUUUCUUGUGGAUAUUGUGCCAAGGGAGGAUCUUAGGGAUGAGGUCUUGGGGAGUAUUCCGAGAGGGACUGUCCCUGAGGCUGCUGCUGCUGGAUACCCUUAUGGAUACUUGCCUGCUGGAACUGCUCCGAUUGGGAACCCGGGGAUGGUUAUGGGUAAUCCUGGUGGUGCUUAUCCACCUAAUCCCUAUAUGGGUCAACCAAUGUGGCAGCAACAGGGACCUGAUCAACCUGACCAGGAGAAUUAAACUAGUUCUUAGUCUUGUCUAAGAAAGGAGGAGACUUUAGAGAAGAAGAUGAAAAGAACAUAUCAGAAUUUCAAAUCAGUGUGGUAGAAGAACCCUAAGUGUUUUGUUUUAUGUCUAUUCAAUCCUUUCUUAAGGAGAAAUUUAGUGAUGGAACCAGAAGAAUGUAUAAAACUAUGACUCUGUAAGGGAACAAGUGUGUGGUUGACAAGGUUUUUAUUUUUAUGUUAUUUUAUUGCCUAUCUUUAUCUUCUCUCUUCAGUCUUCCAAUAUAAAUCACAAAAGGUGUUU